AUUAAAGCUUAAGAAUAAACAAGUGUCACGAAUUUCGAGCAAGAUGAGAACCAACACACGACCGAUCGAUCUGCCCGAGAACUCCGUCAGUGUGUCCCGCAUCUGUCAGGAGCUGGAGAACGGCCGCCGGCUUAACACGGCCAUGCGCAACAAUCAUAUCGACUUUGUCGCGUUGGACAACAUUCUUAAAGGAGUGACCGAUCAACCGUGCACAACUGCGGCCACACAACCUGUCAAACCGACGGAAUCGUCCGCAAAGUCCCCGCCGAAAGCGUCAUUCUUAACGGCGGAUACGUUGCGUGAAAUUCGUGGCCGACUGCGACGGUUGAGCAACGAGUCGCUCUAUCGUGACGACAUGAGCCCGGCCGAUGAUGCUUCGGGGCAGCAGGACCAUCGAGGCGGUGAUGAGGGUGGCGUUACUAUUACUGAGGUAGAGACACGGCUAGGGCAGCUGGAAACUAGUAGUUCGUCAGAUUCAAACUAUCGGAGCAGUAGCUUACAGUCGAACAAGAAGCCCGCACCGGAUACUACCGUACUAGCGCCAGACGAUUGGCAUUCCCGUCGCAAGUCGUACGGAUUCGAGCGGAUGAGUCAACAACCGCUCGGCAGCGGGUUUGCAAUGGCCAAGAUGGAUUCGUCGACGGACAGCGGGAUAGGCCGCUCGUCAGACUUGAGUUCUAGCUGGUCGAGCGCGGCUACUGAGAGUAGUCAGGGAGGAAACAAUCUAGCUAAUGGUGCAAGCACCUAUCAUCAGCGAUCAACGAUUGUAACAUUGGGCGAAAGAUCCCUGAUGAAGGAGAAACAAUCCACGAACCCAGCGAUGGUCAUCAAAAUCACCAGUAAACCAUCGACAAGUGCAAUCGACACGUUCGUACCUUCGACGGAACCGGAAGAGGAGCCAAAACGUCACUCCAUCGCGGUCGACGAAACAAGUUACGUGCGGGAUAGUUUGCGCAGCAUGUUUGAGCGCAAGUCGUCCGUAAACGUCAACGGUUUCAGUCACACCUUCAUCGACGACCUAAGCCGUAACAAGAAGCGUGUGGAGUUUUGCAAGACGGAGGUACACUUCACGGCUGACUCGGGCCGGGUAAACAUCGUCGAAACGGACGAGAAACCACCGCCAACGAACAACUUCCGACGUCGUCGACGAUCCUCUGGAGGUGCGUCGCCCGGAAGUGCGUCGUACUUGGUGACGAAUCUCGAAGGGGAGCCGGAAACGGUUAACGCUACGGAUGAAUCGAAGCUGGCACCUGCGUCAGAGGGAGUUGAAUCGGAACAGGACUUUCCUCCGGUGGUUACAACCACGAUCGGUAUCGGCCGUACUGCACCGGAACCGACACCAAGAAAGUACGUACCAUCGUCCAUUACGGCCGGCACCGGCGGUGUGACCGUGUCGGAUGAAAGUGAUGGCCAUUCCACGGAUGAGAUAUCGCUUCGCAGCAUUCUGAAAAACAAACCGAUCAAACCGAAACCAUACGUGCUAGGUGAGAAUCUGGACAGCAAUGAAGCGCUGUGGGGUGUGAAGCUGAGACCGGUCGGGACGACCGCAUCGACGGUGGAGCAGGGCGCCAGGUUGAGCGUGGAGAUGGGACACGAAGCGAAAAGUGCAUCACCCAUCGCCACCGGAAGCUAUUCAACGAAGAUCAAUUUGACGCAGCACCCACAAGGCGGUGCAAGUUCCUGGAAUAGCAGCAAUACCUCAGUGGACAAAGCGAACCAUCACGGUGCGGCCACCAGCACCGAGUCCGCUGCAUCGAAAUCGACCACAAAGAUACUGAUCGACAUGACCGCUACGAGUGACGAAGCAGCACCGGGACCGACAUCCAACACCGGGGAUGAGCUCAAGUCGACCUCGUUGAUCAUGCGUACGAUGCGCGCUGCAACGAAGCUAGAUGAAGCGCUGAAGAGUCUACAGGCUUUACGGAGGGAUUCGCUCGGAGAGAACGGUACAUCACCACUGUAUCAACGCAGUCUCGAUGUGUCCAGUCCGAAAGCGCGCAGACAUUCGGCAUUUUGUCAGCUGAACGGAAGCGUGACUGGUAGCAACAGCAGUGGCAGCACGAUCAGCAGUACCUCGAUCGCAAAGUCAAGCAGCGCAAGCAGCAUCUACGCGGACUAUCCGAAGCUGAAGGCGACCAAGUACGCGUCUUCGCUUGACGGAGAUUCGCUGGAGCGUGACACCUCUUCCGGCUACGGUGUGUCUCGCUACUCGUCCAUCAUGCCGUCGACGACGGCGGCGAAACGCAUCCUCGCGAGCGAAUCGCGCCUGUCCGAUUUCGAGGCAUACAUUAGCAAAAACACGGCCGUGCGCCGUUCGAGCACGGCGGAUGAUGUUGAUCGGCUGUGCAGCAAACCGAUAGCGGCACCGAGAUUAAAGAAGCUUGGCUCAACCGUACUUAGUCAACAGUUGUCCCAGCUGCGUAGGUUGUACGAUGCUGCCGAACUGUACGACAGUGACAGCGACAGUGCCAAGGCUGACGAAGAGGUAAAGCUGUACCUAGGCAAUCUGGCCGAUACCUCCUCGUCGACGUCGUCCUUUGGGCAGGCCACCGAGCUGUCCGGCAGCUGGAGUCGCAUCAAGGCUAAGCGAAACAUUCAGAAAUUCAACAGCACCAGCCUAACGGCUGCGAAAUGCGUUGAGAUCAAGGAUGCGUCCUUUUCGGUGAACUCGUCUGCAGAGUUUGAUAUUGUAAAACCCUCGGCCCUGGUUAGCCGACAGCCAAGCAAACCUUCCGCUGUGAUGUCGAUUGAAUUGAAGAGCCCAACGCCCGUCAAAAAACUACCACCCUCUCACACCUCUAGUCCAGACACAUCCACUAUAAAACUAACUGCGACAGUGAAUGACGAAUCGAUGGCAGAUAGCCAGCAGCAGUCUCCAAAAUUCCGGAGAUAUAUACCGACCACGGCCACCACACCCGGUGCCGUGCGUAACGAAGGACGAGCCUCGCUCCGGUUGUCAUCCGGUGCGCGGCAGUUGCGCGAGAAUGAACUGUCAUUUUUCGGCGUCAACUCGAACAAGCAGCAGCCGUCCGGUACGGCGGCCCCAUCCGGCAAACCGCCAACGUCGUCGAGUUCGACGACAGCCCCUAGCUCACCGUUUCAACGAUCGGCCACUUUAACGUCUUCCUUUAUAAGACGCACCGGAACGUCCAGCACCGGUGAGGGUACCGCUUCCAAAGCGUCCAUCUGGCAGCUAACGAACGAUAAACCGGACCUGCUGCGUCACAGUCAACUAGAACCCUCUCCAACGAAAGUGCAAGCAGUGCCUGCUCCCCGUCCAGCAGUUGCCCGUGCAGCAGCAGGUGUAUUUUCAGCUGGUGCAAUCAGCAAAAGUGUGAGCGUGACAAGCAGCAGUAGCAGUGUGACGACCUCCACACUUUCGUCCGCCGAUGGUGGUAGUCCACAUUACGAAAAUUUAUCGAACUUCGUCGUGAAACCGAAGGCAGCGCAGCGUUCGGUGGGUUCUUCACCAGCCGGAGUUGAACCUGUACAAGCGGGUGACAGGACGAUCGCUGUAACUCCUGCAUACGAUCGAAAGAAGGACUUGGAAAGGGAUGAACGUAUUCUGGAGGAGCUAACACGAGCCGCGGAUGAAAUCAUGAACGUUGUUAACAACAUGUCUAACGGGGAGAGCAUGGAGAGCAUCUUAAACGAGCUGAACGAUGGCGAAGGGCACCGUCGAAGACUUUCGAACGGUGGAUGCACACUCGGAACCAUUCGCGAGUGUUCGACUACGAACAAGAUAAUGAAGUCGCGCGGCGUACAAGUGUCCAAGAACAUUGACGACAGUCUCAAACGCCACGCACAGCGUCAAUCAAGACUUUCUUCCGCUUCAUCGAAUGAAAGUAUUGGCCACCGACCUGAGGGCAACUUUACGCGCAGCGUUUCACUGCGGGGUCCAUCGAGUGGAACAGUAACUACCGGAGAGAGUGUGUCGAGUCGCUCCGGAUCAAGCCGACGAAGUCGUGCUCCGAUGACGACUGAAACCCGUCGCCUCGUACGAAUGUGCAGCAAGGAGAAGCUGCAGUCGAAUGCUAGCUCGUCGGAGGAUCUUCCAAACAGUGGCGUCGUUGAACCGCCACGUAGACCGCGCCGAACGCGCUACCAGUCGAAGGAUUCGAAGGACAUGCAGCCAAAUGCUACCAGCAACGGUCAUAGCACCAGAACGGAACAACGUACCACAGGAUCGUCUUCGCGAUCACAUCGCAGCGAGCGAUCAGGCGGAUCGGUUAGAACAACCAGUUCCAGGCUGGGUCAUAGUGCUGCUUCGAACGGACACACCCAGAUGGCCGUAAGUACCGGGAGCGUUCACCAUCAUCAUGCGCUCCAUACCGCAUCGUGUCCGUCGUCCCGCACCGUCAAGCAGCCGAGUGUUAACGGGCACCAUCCGCAACUGGCAUCCGCCACCACAACGUCGUCAAAAAAACAUCACCGAUAAUGCUACAGCUGCUCCUGUCUGGCUCCAUCUUUCCGCGGUGAUGCUGCCUGUCUGGCCACGGUUGACGUUCUGCCAGUAGUUGAUCGCACAGCGACGGCGAGUUAGUACAUUCCUAAAAGCGGACAAACGUUGGAACAGUGCCAAAACAACAACUGAAUGUUUGUCACGAUCGCUGUGUGUGCGUUGAGAAAAAUGAGGCACGUCUCGAAUGUUUGAUUAGUAAUGGCGAUAGGGAAAAAAACACACUCGCACAUACACGAAAAUUCCCAAAAGUUGACCCCCCUAGGGAAGGCACGGUGCUUAACGGUGAUAAGCCAGCGGUGGCAAGUUUGGUGUCCGAUGACGCGACCGGCUGAUGUCUUUUUUACUGGUAGUGGUUAAACGAUUGCGCCCAUAACAAGCUCCAUACACAUGACGCAGCGAGGAUCGACAGGACGCUGGCAACAGCGCGCCGAUUUUGCGAUUGUGGCCUGAAAUGCUACAAGCACAAAAAACAAAAAGAAAUGAUACAGAUUAACGCAACAUGAAAAAGAUUAACACAAAAUCACACGCACAUGCGCCCUUUUAGUGGGUAGACGAAAUGAACAAACGACGGGACGAGGAAGAAACCCGACAACGAGUUUGUAUUAUGUGUAUUAUGACUUUAAUUAUGAAAAAACGAAAGAUUCCUGCUCCAUUCCUUGAGAGGAAUCGAAUAAGGUUCUCACACUAACAUUAACACAAUUAUGCUUUCCUUUUAACUAAAAAAAAAACAAGAUAUAUUGAUGCGCAAUAUGGUAGAGCGAAUGAAAUGCUAGAGGAUCGCCCCAGCUCAGGGGUAUUCCUGUGAUCACUAUGUAAUAAGCCCUAGCACUGGCAUCCAUCGCAAGCUGGCGCAGGAUAACAUUUUCGCUCUGUUUUCUGUGUGUGUUCUGUGUGUAUAUUCGUUAAAAAUGAAAAUAAAACUCUGUACUUAUAUGAAAUUUGUUUGUAUCUUAUCGUUUGUGGAAAAAAGCUUUAGCCGAUGACUGUUGGGUCGUCCGGUCUAGCAGUCGAGAAUCAAUCCCCUUGGAGGCUCAGGGCGGAAUUACAGUUGGGGCCUCUAAUUUUAAAAACGACUGCCAUAGAAGCUUGUAGAAGCGCACAAAAGUGUGGUAUUAAUGGAUGUACAGCAAAACAUCACAAAAUGCUUCAUCCUAUGGGAACAACUCCAGUAGUUGAACAAGAAGCCGUUAAUAACCAUCACGAAAUGCAGACGCCGUCUUCGACACAUUAUCAAGGGUUUACCAGUAACAUUGAUGAGCAAGGAUAAGUCCGUUAAGACAUACGCCUUUUUAGAUCCGGGUUUAUCUCUAACCCUAUUAGAUGCAAAAAUCGCCAGGAAACUCUCCUUAACGGGAGAAGAAAUUCCACUUCAACGGUUUAGGACUCAAGGUACGAAAGCAAACCAAGAAGGAAGUCAAAGCGUAAAUUUAA
Molecule: messenger RNA, 5893 nt
Organism: Anopheles moucheti
Lineage: Eukaryota; Metazoa; Arthropoda; Insecta; Diptera; Culicidae
Product: serine-rich adhesin for platelets
Exons: 9
Coding region: 44-4438 (1464 amino acids)
Source: RefSeq, a predicted model, not a curated record